AUGGUCACUCCGAAAACAUCCCAUUUGACAAAUCCCAAAAAAUCGUCAACCAAUUCCCGAUCGAUUCCGAGUGAUGGAUCAAUCACAAGUCACUGUACAUCAAAUUAUUCCUUGUCAUUUCCACAUCGUUCGACAAGUUCUAGCCCUUCUGCAGCUUGUAAGUUACUGCCUCGUCCCGUAUUACCUUAUGCUCCAAUUCGUCAAGAUGAACGGCAACAUUAUCUCAGACUUUUACAUGAUCAAUAUGUACAUUGUAAUAGGAAUUUUCUAAAUAACUCGCAAUCCAAUGACGAAAUUACAAGAAAGGCCGUCAACGAGGAGUUCAGAAUUGCUUCUUCAACAAAAUCGAAAAUGGAGUACCUACAUGUAAUUAAAAAAAUAAUGUUCAAUUUGAAAAAAUAUGGUAAUGAAGGUGGUAAGACACUAAAUAGGCAUAAUAACAACAUUAAUAAGAUUAGUAACAUUGGUAUGGAUAAUAACAAUGACAAUCAAACUAACCAUAAUCACAAGGUUGAAAAAACUGGGGAAAAAAACUCACCCCGGGGCCUUCAAUCUGCACCUGCCGCUUUAGGCAAUCCCCCAUUUCCACAGUAUUGGGAUGAAUUGGUCGAAUUAUGUAUCCCGUUAGAGAGAUUGAAGAGGCAUAAUUAUGUUAUUGAAGUUCCAAUUUUCCCAACAUCCGAUUAUUCUCCUAAUGAUCGAAUCAAUUGUGGGAGAUGUGGUACUUGUUUUAGAAUUAGUGAAAUUUCAAAUAUGGUUAAAUGUAAAUACCAUUGGGGGAAGAUAAACACCUCAACUUACCAGAAUUUGAAUUUGGGUAAAAAGAUUUACGGUACUGAUUAUACCAACAAGACAUAUUCUUGUUGUAACGAACCAGUAGGCCAAUCAAACGGCUGUGUAACGGGAGACCACCAUGUUUUCAAAUUUGACAAUCCAAUAGAUCUACAUUAUGUCAAGGAAUUUCAAAGAAUUGAAGAGUUGAGGUCAAAGCUUAAAAUUGAUGGCAAUUCUAAAACACAGCUAUUGAGAAAGGAAAAGAUCAAGGCAAUUGGUGUAGACUGCGAGAUGUGCUAUACCGAUAAAGGUUUUGAAAUGAUGAAAAUCAGUGUCGUUGAUUUCAGAACGGAGAAGAAAUUGAUUGACUCUAUUGUCCAUCCAGAUGGAGAUCUAAUUAUCGAUUUAAAUACCCAUGUCUCCGGUGUCGAAUCUAUACCUAAGACUGCCCUAACGUUUGAUGAGCUCAUGAUUAAACUGGCUCAUAUGACAGACCAAGAUACCAUAAUUGUUGGCCAUGGCCUUGAAAACGACUUGAAUGUAAUGCGAUUGAUAUAUCCAAAAAUUGUAGAUACGGCGAUCUUAUUCAGCGAGAAUCAGGUGAAUGUAAGGAGGAAGGACCCGUUGAAGAAACUAGCGUGGAAAUACCUGAGUGAGAAUAUCCAAGGCAAGGAGCAUGAUUCAUUAGAAGAUGCAAUCGUGCCCAUUCGUAUUGUCAAGAGACAUAUCCAGAAAUUAUUAUCCAUGAAGGAACGUAAUAGGUUGAACAGAAACUUACAUUAA
Messenger RNA from Pichia kudriavzevii, 1557 nucleotides. RefSeq lists its product as uncharacterized. The record is from RefSeq and is a predicted model, not a curated record. Gene Ontology annotation, cellular component: nucleus. NCBI's taxonomy places the organism in Eukaryota, Fungi, Ascomycota, Pichiomycetes, Pichiales, Pichiaceae. Gene Ontology annotation, molecular function: nucleic acid binding; exonuclease activity. The coding region runs from base 1 to 1557 and encodes 518 amino acids. The transcript has a single exon.